Exophiala xenobiotica is the source of this 3443-nucleotide messenger RNA. RefSeq lists its product as uncharacterized. Gene Ontology annotation, biological process: regulation of alternative mRNA splicing, via spliceosome; mRNA splicing, via spliceosome. The record is from RefSeq and is a predicted model, not a curated record. The coding region runs from base 201 to 1721 and encodes 506 amino acids. Gene Ontology annotation, cellular component: nucleoplasm. The transcript has 2 exons. Gene Ontology annotation, molecular function: N6-methyladenosine-containing RNA reader activity; mRNA binding. Lineage: Eukaryota; Fungi; Ascomycota; Eurotiomycetes; Chaetothyriales; Herpotrichiellaceae.
GGUAGUGCUGAAUUGCUCGAAACGGUGCUUUAAAAUCGAACGGUAGGUCGAGGACUUGUCAGUGAUAUAUGCGGCCCUUUGCUCGAACAAGGAUCGUUUUUAUUCGCAUGAUUAAGGCAGCCCUGUUCUUCUGCAACCGCAACACGAUCCUCGUACUUCCCGAUGACAUAUGAAUAGUACCUGCCAACUCAUGCUAGAAGAUGAGGGAGGCUUCGUCGCUCAGAUAUUUCGGAGAUUCCUGCUUCCAACGACACUGUGAUCUGUACAAUCAAUGGCCACCAGAGCUCUCAUUCUUCAUCUCUGAUCCGUGUUCCUACCCGAAGAUGACGAGUCCCAAGUCUCAGGAAGGCUCGGACGGCUUCAAACGCACAAGUAUAUGGUCAUCAAGAAAACGAAACGGAACUGUGCUGACCUAUACACCAGGUGCACCUCGAAGAACACCUUCAUAUACAUCAGAUACUGUGCCGAGGCAGCGCAGGCGAAGUUCCAGACACUGGGGUGACCAUGCCUUAUGGGUCGGCAAUAUUCCUCAGAACACCACUGUGAUGAGUCUCAGGGACUAUUUCGCCGACGCCGCCCCAGCAGACCUACUUACUAUCUCAUACAAUCCUGACGCCAAGUAUGCUUUCGUGAAUUUCAGCACGGAAGCCGCUAGGGUUGCUGCAAUUGCCAAAGCUGCCAGCGAGCUCUUCGACGGGAGACGGCUUGACUGUCGCAUCCGAGGGGACAACGCUUCGAGGUCGACCAAAGUCAGUUAUGGCCUGAAUACCUCGGACCAUAGGGGCCUUUCGAUAUCUCCUGAACGUCGCGAAAACCUGUGGCACAAGGUCGAGGAACUCUAUCAAUAUCCGGAAGCCCAUCCAUCCCAACGGGGUAAGGACCAAUACUUCGUUCUGAAAAGCUACUCGCUCGAGGCACUCUAUCAAAGUCUGGCCACGAACUUGUGGUAUAUACCUAAGCGCCAUGUGGAGAGAUUGAACCACGCUUUCCAAACUGCCGGCAAGGUUUAUUUCCUGUUCUCCAUCAACGGAUCUGGCGAAUUCUUUGGAUAUGCUCUGAUGACUUCCGAGAUCCAAAUGGCAGACGAAUCUACUCCGCCGGCGCACGAAACUCGUGCCGCAGAUGCUUCUGCUCAACAAUCUCCUCUCCAGUUGAGGUCUUAUAAAACCGAUUCCAGGGCAGGAUCCAGGUCCAGAGCACUGUCGACCGCCUCGUCCGACGCAUCUCUUGGCUCCAUCCACUACGAGCCCGAAAGGAGAAGGAUCAUCUGGGAAGCAUCGCAUCACGUCUCCGAACUCCAAGUAUCGUCGCCUGAGGACAGCACACCUGACAUUUUGAGUCCUGUAACGCCGUCCGGAUCCCCUGACACGAGAUUUAAGAACCUGGCGACAAGUGGACCUCUUGCAUACGGCCCUGGUUCGCCUUUCACAUCAUCAGCAAACGCCUAUCAGUCUAAUAAUAACCCUCCUGGCUCUGAACUCCAGCAUAUCAGCAACCCGUGCCAGAUCAAGUGGCUUUCGACUCUGAACCUGCCGUUCGAUGAGGUCCGGGGAUUGAAAAAUGUCUGGAAUGAGGGCAAGGAAGUCCAUAUUGCCAGGAAUGUUACUGCUGUGGAACCAGAGGCUGGUGCAACGCUGUUGACACGGUGGAGGCGAAAAGAAGAGGCACGACGGAUGAAAAUCUCGACCGAGGCGAUAUCAAAGGCCUGGCCUGUACGCUGACACUUGUUCUGCCUCUUUUCUUACGCACCUUGUUUAGGUCGAUCACCAUCAUACGAGGGGUAGUGGACGCAGGUAUCAUCUCGCUACAGUAUGUAACCGCAUCUUCUAAUGAAGUAGGGGCUUCGGUGUCCAAGGAAUCGAAACGGUAUAUGAAGGAGGUUAUGUAUAAGGGUAUUUCACGACUGGGAAUGUGAUCAGUGGAGGAUGGUCGGGUCUCCGAGUGAGUCCGAGGAUACUAUGAAUGUCGAGUGUAUGAUUGACGACGGAUGUACGAUGGUCUCCGAAUUGCAGUAACGCAGAGGAAGAAUUUCGGGGGCAAAGACAAAGACACAGACAUGUUUUUGCGCAGAUUUCGCAAUCAGGUCAGGCUUAGACGCUCAAUUUGAGCAGUGAGUAGUGAGCAAAGCAAAGCAGCCAGGAGUCGCGAGAAAACAUGCUCAUGCUCGUGCUCCCUAUCGAAUCGAGUCUGUGCAAACAAAUAAACAUGCUCAAAGCUGAGCCAGAUGAGAUUGAGGUCAGAUCCACCUCCGCCAAGUCAGAUAUCUGCUGGGUCAAGCCACCUCCUGAUUUCCUUAGCCUCGCUGUGAUAUCUGCCGUUUACACAGUGCCGUACGGAGUAGGGAGUAGCCUAAAUACAGCACCAAGGUGUGGAUGUACAGGCAGCAUCUCCUGCCAGGGAGAGGCUUCAGCGCUUCAGCACUUCAGCCUAGAACGGCACGCACCGCCCUUUCCGCUCUGUCCACAAUGAUCUCGACAUCGGCCGCGGUGAUGUUGUAAGCCGGCGCAAGCACAAUGACGUCGCCGCUGUGGCCGUCCACGACGCCCGUGCCGGGGAGCAAUGAGAUGCCAAAGUCCGGCUUGAAGCCCGUGUUGUGGAUUUUGGCGGCGAUCUGGUCGGAUGGUGGGAAGGGUUUCUUUGUGGAUUUGGACUCGACGAAUUCGAGCUAUAUCACCGUGAGUUGGGCCAAGUCAAAAUCAAGGUCUGCCCCUGGCAACACGUUGGAUGAUGGGUAGUCAAUGGACCAAAAGACAAGGGACAAGGACGACCGCAAAAGCCACCACAAAGACAAAAAACAGGAAAACAGAAAGUGAAGGGGGAGGGGAGGGGGGGAAGUGGGCACAAGGACUGGCAGGGGUUGUCCAAAAAUAAGAGAAAAAGCACUUACACCCCAAAGUAGACCCCUUCCCCGAAUGUCGCCUACGUUCUUAUGCGCUCCCAGCCUUUCUGUCAACGAUUUACCUAGCUUCUCGCCCAUGACGCGGACGUUCUCGAGAAGGUUCUCCUCACGGAUGAUCUGUUGGACCCGAUUCGCCGCCGCGCACGCAACAGGGUGGCCCUGAUAUGUCUGGCUGUGCGCGAAGGCGCCGGUGCCAUGGCUCAGCACGUCCACGACGCGCUUGUUCACCAGCAGUGCGCCGAUCGGCGCGUACCCGGCACCCAGGCCUUUGGCGACGGUCUGGAGGUCGGGAACAACCACGCCGUAUGGGGUAUCUAGUGGGGAUUCUGAUUCUUGGGACCAGGCGUGCAUCGUGCCCGUCCGACCCAUGCCGGACAUGACUUCGUCGAGAAUGAAGAGCGCGCCGUGCCGGUCGCAGACGUCUUUCAUGGCUCGAAGGUAGCCAGGCACGGGAGGCACACAGCCUAGUGUCUAGACAUAUUUCCCAAUUUCAGUUCAGUUCAAUGCGUUGGGCCGUCGAAUGUCAAAGGCGGACGAGCCCCCG